Molecule: messenger RNA, 1176 nt
Organism: Ornithodoros turicata
Lineage: Eukaryota; Metazoa; Arthropoda; Arachnida; Ixodida; Argasidae
Product: acetylcholinesterase-like
Exons: 2
Coding region: 1-1176 (391 amino acids)
Biological process (GO): acetylcholine catabolic process; choline metabolic process
Cellular component (GO): plasma membrane
Molecular function (GO): acetylcholinesterase activity
Source: RefSeq, a predicted model, not a curated record
AUGAGUCGCAAAGCUAUUCUGUACUGCAUUUAUUGUGUGGCCACAGCGGUUGCAACAGACAUCACUGUGUACACUACCGGUGGUCGGAUUCGUGGCGCCGUUGAACGGACACGGGGCAUACCCGUCGCCCGCUUCCUCGGCAUUCCGUACGCAAAACCUCCGUUAGGUUCACUUCGGUAUCGAUCGCCGGAACCAGCUUCGUCAUGGCAAGGAGUUCUAGAAACUAAAGAGUUUCGUGCUGCAUGUGCUCAAGCCAACGGAUCCUUUCCGCCUGACACUCCCUGGCUUGUAGACAAGAGAAUCGUGAGUGAAGAUUGCUUGUUUCUCAACAUCUGGGCCCCACAGACGCGCACCAAGAGGAAAUCAAUUGUGAUAUUUAUCCACGGCGGUGGCUUCCGUACUGGUACGCCAUCGACGGAGCUGUACGACGGAAAGCUGUUGGCAGCUGUCGGAGACAUUAUAGUACUAAGCGUGGCGUAUCGUCUUGGCAGUUUGGGCUUUCUCUACACUGGAGAGGACAGUUCGCCCGGAAAUUACGGUCUGUUGGAUCAGGAGCUAGCAAUUCGCUGGAUAUGGGACAAUGCAGAAGUUUUUGGAGGCGACAGGGCUUCAAUAACUCUCUAUGGCGAAAGCACAGGCGCAAGCAGCACAUGUCUUCAUCUCCUGGCGACUCGAAAUGCAGGAAUCGUGCGUCGUGCCAUACUGGCGAGCUCGAGCCCUUACGAACUACAACCGCAGAACGUAAUUGGUCGUGAGUUGGCGACAAGGCUGGCGGAAGCCGUCGGAUGCGAGGUGAAUGGGGACGAGUGGAUCAAGGUCGUGUCUUGCCUACGGUCAGUUCCAAUUGAAGCCAUACUACAAGCAGAAGACACACAAUAUCACCACAUGCUCCUUACUUUCACGCCGUCGUUCGGCCACGGCUACGUACCGCGGUCAUUUCAGGAAACACUCCGAGACCCGCAUCUCGUCCCUAUUGAUGCCUUAUUGGUCGGCGUAAAUGCACAGGAAGGAAGCAUAUUCCUCUACACCGAAGACCGGGAACGUUUCAACAUGAACAGUGACCCUGAAGGACUGACCUAUUCAGAGGCGCUAGCGUUUAUGACUCGUCACUUCUAUCCUGGCUUGCCAGAAGCUUUGCAAAAUGCCACUACCAGCGAUUUUGAGGCGACCUUCUAA